AAAAGUGUUAAAAGUGUAUUUUCUGACACAGUAGUACUACAGCGAACUUUUUGUAACCGAGAACGGCGAUUCACGUGGUAGAUUGAGUCCAUGACUGCCAUAAUGAGAAGUACUGUGUUUGUGUAUCUGGGGGAGGGUGCAUGUGAAGCGAAUGCAGAAGUCGUGGUGGCAAGCCUAAAGAGACAUCUGGAUGAAAAGUGCUAUAUCUUCAAGUUCAUCUCCCCAGAGGAGACCAUUGAAGGAACCUGGAAAAAGUCUACUGCUCUGUAUGUGAUUGGUGGAGGGUAUGACCUUGGUUUCAUCAGAGCCCUUGGAGACAAAGGGACGCUACAGAUUCGACAAUAUGUGCUAGAUGGAGGAUGUUAUCUAGGACUUUGUGCAGGUUCCUACUUUGGAUGUGACUACAUAGAAUUUGACAAGAAUGGACCACAGGAAGUUUGUGGGGAAAGGAUCCUGAAAUUUUUCCCAGGUUUGUGUGUUGGGCCAGUGUGGGGUCCUUAUAAUUAUGGCAGCGAAAGUGGUGCCAGAGCUGCCUUGGUAGACUACUAUGACAAUGGAACUCAAACUACACCUACCACACUUCGAGCCUAUUUCAAUGGUGGAGGAAUGUUUCUCUUCUAUGCAGACCAGUUCAUAUCUGUGAAAUGCAUUGCUGACAAAGUUUUGAAGAAACGAAAACAGGAGUCUUAUAGAAAGGAAUCAAAUAAAUAUAGCAAAAAUGACACCACAGAAAGUAAACAAAAGAAAUCUGAACUUAAAGAUAUAAGUGAUGUAGAUCGUAGACUUUGUGAUGAUUUCAGACCUGAAGAUAUAACACACACUUUAGCUAUAUAUAAAACAGAAGGGGAGAAAGGAAAUGCAUUUUGUGAUGUUGGAACCAGUUUGUCAAAAUUUACUUUUGAACCUCCAAAUGCUAAAAGAUCAAAAGUUGACAGCACGGAAAAUGUAUAUGAAUCUCAUUCUAAACAAGAAUCAGAUGGUAACAUAAAGGAAAAAACAUCUACAUGCCAAGCUAAAUCACCUGACAAGAACGUGGAGAUAUUAGCUGUGUAUAGUGAGGUCAAGGGAAAGCCUGCAGCUAUUGUAAAGUGUAAAGUAGGCAAGGGUGUAGCUGUCCUCAGUAGCCCACACAUUGAAUAUGACAGUAACAGUCUAAAUGACGAGGACAAAGAUAUAAAAAAACUUAUUCCACAUCUUUCAGAUUCAGACACUCAUCAGGAAAAAUGCUUCAGAUCCAUGCUCUUUCAUCUUGGCUUGACACUAAUUUACUAGCUUUAGUCAAUGUGUCAAUGGGCUGGGCCUAGACUGGCUUGACACUGAGUCAUAAGCUUCAGUCAGUAUGUAACUAGCUAAGAUCUAGGCAAGCUUGACUCUUGUUACAAGCUUCACUCUGUGUGUUACUAGGCUAGAUCUAGACUGGCGUGACACUAAGUCACACCUUUCAGUCAGUGUGUUACUAGGCUAGAUCUAGACUGGCAUGACACUAAGUCACACCUUUCAGUCAGUGUGUUACUAGACUAGAUCUAGACUGGCGUGACACUAAGUCACACCUUUGAGUCAGUGUGUUACUAGGCUAGAUAUAGACUGGCUGGACACUAAGGCACACCUUUGAGUCAGUGUGUUACUAGGCUAGAUCUAGACUGGUGUGACACUAAGUGUCACCUUUGAGUCAGUGUGUUACUAGGCUAGAUCUAGACUGGUGUGACACUAAGUGUCACCUUUGAGUCAGUGUGUUACUAGGCUAGAUCUAGACUGCCUGGACACUAAGUGACACCUUUGAGUCAGUGUAUUACUAGGCUAGAUCUAGACUGGCUAGACACUAAGCCAAACCUUUCAGUCAGUGUAUUACUAGGCUAGAUCUAGACUGGCUAGACACUAAGUCACACCUUUGAGUCAGUGUGUUACUAGGCUUGAUCUAGACUAGCUGGACACUAAGUGACACCUUUCAGUCAGUGUGUUACUAGGCUAGAUCUAGACUGGCUGGACACAUAGUCACACCUUUCAGUCAGUGUGUUACUAGGCUAGAUCUAGACUAGCUGGACACUAAGUGACACCUUUCAGUCAGUGUGUUACUAGGCUAGAUCUAGACUGGCUGGACACAUAGUCACACCUUUCAGUCAGUGUGUUACUAGGCUAGAUCUAGACUGGCUAGACACUAAGUCACACCUUUGAGUCAGUGUGUUACUAGGCUAGAUCUAGACUGGUGUGACACUAAGUGUCACCUUUGAGUCAGUGUGUUACUAGACUAGAUCUAGACUGGCUAGACACAAAGUCACACCUUUGAGUCAGUGUGUUA
This is a messenger RNA of Ylistrum balloti, 2296 nucleotides long. RefSeq lists its product as uncharacterized. Gene Ontology annotation, cellular component: cytoplasm. The coding region runs from base 91 to 1272 and encodes 393 amino acids. The transcript has 4 exons. The record is from RefSeq and is a predicted model, not a curated record. Gene Ontology annotation, molecular function: biotin--[biotin carboxyl-carrier protein] ligase activity. NCBI's taxonomy places the organism in Eukaryota, Metazoa, Mollusca, Bivalvia, Pectinida, Pectinidae.